AUGCAGGAUCUUACCGCCGAUGAGACCGAUAAUGAGUCUCAGGCUGAAGCGGAGAGUAUUCGCACAUCUUCUACAGCGUCACUAAGUGAAAGCAUUACCGAGUAUCGUCGCAUUCAUGGGCGUACCUAUACCCAGAAGACCGACUAUUGGGGUCCUAAUGACGAAAGACAGAACGAGGGACUGGAUAUCAACCACUACUGGAUGACCUUGUUCCUGGGUGACAAACUCUUCCUCGCACCCCUUGGCGACAGCCCCCAGAAUGUUCUUGAUGUUGGCACUGGAACUGGUAUUUGGGCCGUCGACUUUGCCGAUGAGUUUCCGUCAGCCGAUGUCGUCGGCGUUGAUAUCUCGCCUAUUCAGCCGGGCUGGGUCCCGCCCAACUGCAAAUUCCAAAUCGACGACAUUGAACAGCCGUGGACUUUCCCCGCCUCCCACUUUGAUUUUGUCCAUAUUCGAAAUUUGGAAGGCAGCAUAUCCAACUGGGUAGAUUUCUACAAGAAGGCCUUCGAGACGAUCAAGCCCAGCGGCUACAUCGAGGUCAAGGAGAUUGAUAUCGAGUGCCGCUCCCAGAUCCAAACCCUACCUGAGGACCACCCUUUCAAGAACUGGCCCAAGUUCCUCAGCCAGGCUUGUGACAAGAUCGGCAAGAUACCGAACCAGGUUCACGACCAUGGUAUUGCCAAGGGUCUCCGGGAGGCCGGUUUCGUCGACGUCGUCGAAAAGAAGUGGCCUAUCCCCAUCGGAGCAUGGGCCAAGGAUCCCUUGUUGAAGGAAGUUGGUACAUCAUCCUUGGAGUUCCUCGACCAAUCGCUCGAGGGAUUCGGAACAUUUUUGCUCAAGGAGAUCCUUGGCUGGGAGUAUGCAGAGAUCGUUAUUUUCACUAGCGAGAUGAGAAAGGCCCUGAAAGAUACCAAGAUCCAGCCCAUUAUGGAACUCCUGAGCAAGAGGCAACGACAGCUCCUGAAGUCUAAAGUCUAA
This is a messenger RNA of Colletotrichum orchidophilum, 978 nucleotides long. Its product is annotated as UMTA protein. Bases 1 to 978 code for a protein of 325 amino acids. Lineage: Eukaryota; Fungi; Ascomycota; Sordariomycetes; Glomerellales; Glomerellaceae. The record is from RefSeq and is a predicted model, not a curated record. Gene Ontology annotation, molecular function: methyltransferase activity. The transcript has 7 exons.